AUGCCUUCUCCAACCGGCCACCUGAAGUCUGCCUUCAGUCCCUACACCGACUCGCCCAGCUCGCCAGCCCCAUUCGCCCACGUCUUCUCAAAUAGGUGCGGGACCCCCAUGCUGCGACGCUGUUCAGAGUCGAACGCGAGUGCUAAUGGAGUCGCCAAGAUCUUCCAACACAUUGAGGACGAUGCGCAAGAGAACCACGUGAGCGACGACAGCAUGAGCGACGUGCGGUCGCCGGGCACCGACGACAUCGUGAGCCCGGCGAGCCAGAGCAGCCGCCCCGAGAUGCCCACGCGACUCGACACGACGCUCCCAGUGCGGACGCGCGCAGACUCGGACGAUGCGCCCCAGUCCGUCAUUCACGCGCCUGCCCAUUUCAAACAAUUUGAACGUGUGAGCAUGUCCGGCGCGUCCUCGAGUGCAAACAACUCGGACAACACUGCCGUCGUGUCCCCCUCAACACCAGAGGCCAACAUGAUUCCUGAUCUCGACGACAAGGUUCGUCAUGCCCACCGUGCGCUAGCUGAAGCUAUAGAGGCUGAACAUGCACAGCACAAUUAUGCCCACACCGCUCCCAUCGACACCAGCGUCCCCGCCGGCCCUCCUGACCGUAGCACACCACGUGCACAAACACGCCAAGAGUUUGAAGAAGACAACAGGCGGCGAAGUGUGCGGAGGAGCGUGAGUCUUGCUGUCGAAGAUAUCGCCGAGAACGACGACAAUGCAGCUGCGGAAUCGUCGGCAAGCUCCGCCAUUGACCAGGAUGAAACCAUGUCAUUGCAGUCUCACGAUGAAUCUGCAGGAGCCCAAACAAUGGGCGAGGCUCUGCACGGCAUCAACGAGACGGAGAGGGAGAUCGCUGCGUUGCACAGCGCAUUGGACGAGUGCUGGAUCCUCUGCAACUCCCUCGCAAAAUUGAGCCAGCACCACAGGACCCGCAUGUUUCACUACUCUGGCGGAAGUGCUGACGUACAGGAACACGCUUGGAGGACGUGCUGGAAGCUGUGUCAGAAACUCUACGAGAGCCGAGCCGAGCAUCCUUCGGCACAGAUCAAACCAACCCUCGAGUUAUGCCGGGACUUUUGUCAGGCAUUGUUUGACGUGCGGCAACGGGGGGACGAAGCAUCCGACUCGGUAUUGAGGGUCAGCUUCGAACUGAACAAUCACCUUUACAAUGCACAUGACCGUACGCUGCCAGAGACGUUCCGAGAACGCACUUUGGACUUUUACCUGACGUUAUGCCACCGUCUGAUGAAGCAACGGACAUCACUGCCAGAAGAGACGGAUUCACUACUGCACGCCUGCUGGUCGCUAGCCGAGAUGCUUUUCAGUCUUCGACAGAACAGUCGCGAUGGAAAGCCCGCGGACGAGGAGUUGCUAGGGUCAGCCAUACAAGCAUGUUGGGAGCUGUGUGACCUCUUCCGCGAAGGUUGGUCACUUAAGUGGCGACCAGACCGGGGCACUCCACGACCCUCGCAAUACGCCUUCUCGAGUGGACGUUCGUCUGCGUCACGUUCCAACAUCGCUUACUCAGAGCGAUCGGAGCGAUCGUCUAGCGUGAACGAUUCCUACCACUCCGCGAUAGCCUCGAGGAUGCAGACACCUAUGCAGCCAGAGACGCCUACUACCAUCUUCGACGAUCGGGAAGACUUCUCACCCGCAGAACAAGAGCCCAAUGUCCCGAACAUUCUCGUCUUGGGUCCUGAAGCUGGCAUGACGCGCACUCAUGAUCGCUGGUCUUCCUCAUCCUCCAACCUCUCCACCUACUCCGAUGCUUCUAUUCACACAUCUUCCACAGCCACCGCUAGCCGCGAAGACCACAACCUAAUCCGACUGAAAGGCCUCAUCAUCAAAGCAGCCAUGCAAACAGGUUACAGUCGGCAAAUCCCAUUACCGGAUUUCCUGCGCGCCCUCCCCUCCAACAGCUUCGGAACAAUCCCUUGGCAGAGUCAGCUUUUCGACAACUACAGGAAGCUAGUUCUUACAGACCCGACGCUAAGGACCGUUCACAACCAACCACCCCGCAGGCUGACGGCUCUUGAAAUCGGCCGAUCGGUGCAAUGGCUCGCGCGCAGUGAGCAGUUCAAGUGGCUGCGUGAACUGUACCGCUUUGUCUUUGGCAACUACCCCGAAGACACUAGUCAGCGCAACCUCAUUAUUAAUGCCUAG
This is a messenger RNA of Parastagonospora nodorum SN15, 2166 nucleotides long. RefSeq lists its product as hypothetical. The coding region runs from base 1 to 2166 and encodes 721 amino acids. The record is from RefSeq and is a predicted model, not a curated record. NCBI's taxonomy places the organism in Eukaryota, Fungi, Ascomycota, Dothideomycetes, Pleosporales, Phaeosphaeriaceae. The transcript has 5 exons.